Molecule: messenger RNA, 2183 nt
Organism: Amphimedon queenslandica
Lineage: Eukaryota; Metazoa; Porifera; Demospongiae; Haplosclerida; Niphatidae
Product: transcription factor Sp6-like
Exons: 2
Coding region: 118-2007 (629 amino acids)
Biological process (GO): regulation of transcription by RNA polymerase II
Molecular function (GO): RNA polymerase II cis-regulatory region sequence-specific DNA binding; DNA-binding transcription factor activity, RNA polymerase II-specific
Source: RefSeq, a predicted model, not a curated record
UUCCUCAAGCGGGAGGUGGAGAAUUGAGAGAACACGUUUUCAAGCUAGUCGCACUGCACAUCAGUUCUGAGCACCACUUAACUUCCAGACACUUACUAUCCAGCCAGCCAGAACGAGAUGGCAAUGACUGCUAUAGCCAAGACGGACUACUACGUACCGCAGGCCAGACAACAGCUCGGGACCCACCAGCCUACUCAACGUACUACAGUUAUGAUACAGCAACAGCCAGCAAAUUCUUUAGAGCUGCUAGCAGCUACAGCAACGUGCGGCCGGUACCAGGAGAAUCCAGCUAACCAUUAUCCAGGACCACGAGUAGUACCCCAUCAUGUCCCUGCUGUCGGUAGCUCUACCAACGGGAUAGCUAACAGCACACCAAUACCUGGGAUCACUUUGAAUGAGAGGCUACAUAAGCUGGGCUCGUUUAGCCCCUCGCACUCGGUGAGUCACCAACAGCAGCACCAGACCCCUCCAUUGGGCCAACACCAGCAGCAGCAGCAGGCUAGCGAGACCAUCUCCUCACCAGCACUGCAUAUGACUGAGAUUGCUGUACACCAGCAAGUAUCUGGUGGACCACAGACAAUACAAAACGGAGCCUUCCACAUUCAGCACGUUGCCGCUCCUAGCUCGAGCUCCAAUGGAGGACAUAUUGGACCACCACCAAGCUAUGUUCAAUCAUCUGAAGUGAGUUCUCUAAAGCCACCAGCAGGGAAUGGGUACCCCUUCCCUUCACCACCAUACUCUGCUCACUUUAACACUAAUUUUAAAAGUGUUUUCUGCUCAGAAAGCAACACUAGUAAUCUCUCGUCUCACUCUAUAUCAGCGUCCAGCUUCACUCCAACAUUCUCUGUAUCAAAUACACUCCUGGAGCCCCCAAAAGCAUACAUGGACCAUCAUCAUCACCACCACCAUCACCACAUUGGCAGUAACCAGCCUGCUUUUUCUAACUUCUUUCCUAAGCCAGAGCCAACUUCACCUGGCUCUUGUCUUCACGCUAUUCCAGUCUCCACUUCUUCCUGGUGGUCUGCUGCUGCAGCCUCUGCCGCUAGUAACAAUCGUCCCACUGGGGGCGCACCCUGGUCUGCUCCCCCUCUCCAGUCAGCCCAGUCUGCUUUCACUUACACCAAUGGCUCUGCCAGCUUUACUCCUCUCUCCCCCCUCUCCCCUCUCUCUCCAAUGUCAGCCCCUGGCAAUAGUCAGCCCAUACCUCUUUAUGCUACAUCAGUUGCUUCAGAGACCCAGCAGUUGACCCAUGAGACCUUACGCUGGCCUAAUGCCGCCAUUACUUAUUACGACUCUGCACCAUCUCAGCCGAGACGAUUGAGGCGUGUAGCCUGUACUUGUCCCAAUUGUGUGAAUGGGAUCAAUACCAAAGCAGUUAAUCCUGAUGGGACUCCUAAGAAGAAGCAACAUGUUUGUCACUAUCCUGGAUGCAGUAAAGUUUAUGGGAAGACGUCUCAUCUUCGGGCUCACCUCCGCUGGCAUACCGGAGAGCGUCCGUUUGUCUGCAAUUGGUUGUUUUGUGGGAAGAGGUUCACUCGCUCCGAUGAGCUCCAAAGACACUUACGUACCCACACUGGAGAGAAGAGGUUUGUGUGCCCCGAGUGUGGCAAGCGCUUCAUGAGGAGUGACCACCUUAGCAAACACAUCAAGACCCACCAGAAGAUACGCGAGAAAGCAAAGGGAGCAGGAGGUGAAGGAGGAACUACCCCACCAUUAUCGCCCACGUCUACAGAGAGUAGGGACAUUGACACUCCGACCUCAUCGACCAUAUGCUCACCUCCUCCAGUCCACGAAGAGAUAGUGACAGUGAGUAAUACUGAUGACAUGCAACUCAUUGUUGGUGGGUAUAGCACAGCUCCCCAGCAGCAGCAACCAACGGAUAUGCUCCCUCCUCCACCGAUACAGUUCCGACCUCCUCCAGUCUCCAUUCAUUAUCAUCACAUACCACCACCUCCAUUGAUGUUACCUCCAGCUCUUGGAGGAGGCAAUGAAACGUUAUGCUCUUAAAGCAACUGCCGGCCAAACUAUCUACCCAUUGAGUAAGUUACUUUUUUUCUAAGAAAAUUUUCUUACAUUUCCACGCAUUUCACUUAUAGUAAUUAUAAUGUUUUAUAAUUAUGGUUACUUGGUUAAUUUUUGUCAGGUUAAUGAAUUUAUACUCAAAAAUCUUUUGGUUUCUUUUA